AUAUAAUCCCCCCACUAUAUAGUUUGUUGGUCAGAAACAGUUCCAUAGCAAUAGCAUUUAGCAUCUUCCCCCUGGAUUCGGUACAACUCUGUGUUCUGUCGUCGAAAUUAAGGUUUCUACAUGGAGAGGAAUCCUUGUACUAGUGGGGACGACGAGCCCAUCAACCUGCCCCCGGGAUUCCGGUUCCACCCGACCGAUGAGGAGCUGAUAACUCAUUACCUGUCCCCGAAGGUUCUCGAUACCCGAUUCCGGGCCCUUGCCAUGGGGGAGGUUGAUCUGAACAAGUGUGAGCCUUGGGACUUGCCUCGGAGAGCUAAAAUGGGCGAGAAAGAAUGGUACUUCUUCUGCACAAAGGACCGGAAGUACCCGACCGGCUUGAGGACGAACAGGGCGACCGCAUCGGGCUAUUGGAAAGCCACCGGGAAGGACAAGGAGAUAUACAGGAUGAAGACGCUGGUCGGGAUGAAGAAAACGUUGGUUUUCUACGGAGGGAGGGCACCCAAGGGCGAGAAAACCGACUGGGUCAUGCAUGAAUAUCGACUCGAAGGGAGGUUCUCUGCACUUAAUCUUUCAAAACCGGCCAAGAAAGAGUGGGUGAUCUGCAGAGUUUUCCGAAAGAGUGCUGGUGGGAAGAAAAUACACAUCUCAGAUCUGUCAAGGAUGGACUCGGAAUUAAACCCGUCAGUCUUGCCUCCCUUAACGGACUCUUCUCCCUAUAACAACUCCGCCACCGAAGAGACGCGCCACCAUCACGUGACCUGCUUCUCCGAGUCGACCAAUCAUUCACAUGGACAUCCACAGGAAGACGCUAUUGAUGAUAGCAGCAACAAUGUGAGUGCUGCCGAUCAGCUAUUACCUUCUAAUUCGUCCGAGAGUUACCCGACUUCUCAAUCUCAGAAUUAUCUCGAAAACCAGGAUACUGCUCUGCUCCAUGACCAGUCCCUUGUGAGGAUGCUGCUUGAAAAUUAUGGGUCAACCUCAGCUGGGGCAAUGGACCUUGAUUUUCUUUGGAAAUAUUGACCCUUUACAUGAUUAAUGUUAUUAGGUUACAAUUAGAAAA
Punica granatum (pomegranate) is the source of this 1060-nucleotide messenger RNA. The record is from RefSeq and is a predicted model, not a curated record. NCBI's taxonomy places the organism in Eukaryota, Viridiplantae, Streptophyta, Magnoliopsida, Myrtales, Lythraceae.